AUGUUUAAAGAAUCAAUUUUUCCAAACAAUUAAAAAAAAUUUACUUGGAGUUAUCUGCCUAUGCCAAUACUCUCUAAAAAUGGAGCCUUAGAAGGAGAAUUUAUUAAAUCAAGUUCUAAAACUUAUAAAAUGAAAAAAUUCAUUUUGAUAUAGAAUAUUUUAGGUUGUUACACAAAAAAAGUAUUGUUAAAUAUAUUAAAGGGGCCUAUCAAAUGGAUAAAUUAUGAAAAUUGCUUCAUAGAGAUAAAUAAAGAUAAAAUGCUUGGAGAAGGUAUAGCAAUAAGCAAAGGAGAUACUCUAAUAUUAUAUGGAGAAAUAGAAAUUUGGUUCAAUUAUAUGAAAAGAUGGUGCAUAUAGUAAGGUUUUACAAAUACGUACAAAAUACUAGAAAAAAUAGGCAAAGGAAAUUAAGCUGAAGUAUUUGUAAUUCUAUUUAGGUUUUUAGUUGUAGAUAUUAGUUGGGUGAUGAAAAAUUUGCUGUUAAAUAAUAUUGCAAACAUAAAUUAACAAAUCGAUAAGAUAAAAUAGCUCUUUUGAAAGAAAUAUCAAUUUUGCGUCAAGUCUAGCAUGAAAAUAUCAUUCAUCUUUAUGAAGUAUUUGAGAAUGAAGACAGUAUAUAUGUUGUAAUGGAAUUAUUAGAAGGAGGAGAUUUAAAGGAUUAUUUAAAAUAACCAACUACUUUUUUAAAUGAAAAAUAAUUAGCUAGUUUUAUAUAUAGACUAUUUAAAGCUAUUUUAUCAUUUCAUAAAAUUGGAAUAAUUCAUAGAGAUCUUAAGCCAAAAAAUAUAAUUUUAAGAAAAUCAAACCUCUCUUAAUUUUGUGUAGUUGAUUUUGGAUUGGCAGAUUAUUACAAUAAAGAUGGAAAGUAUUUAUUUUAAAGAUGUGGAACUCCUGGUUUUGUAGCUCCCGAAAUCUUAAGAGAUGAAUUUUAUGAUUUUAAAGUAGAUGUUUUUAGUGUUGGAGUAAUUAUGUACAUAAUAAUAACUGGAGAAGAACCAUUUGGAGGAGAUUAUAAUGAAACAAUAACAAAGAAUUAUUUAGGUUAAGUUAAUGUUGACAAUAUAAAAAUAAGUGAAUAAGGAUAACUAUUUUUAAAAUCUUUAUUUGAAGCAAAGGAGUUAAGACCUACAGUAAAAGAAGCAAUGAAUCAUUAAUGGUUUAAAUAAGAAAAGAUUGUUACAGAAAAAUACAGAAUUCGAAUAAAGGAACCUUAAAGUAAAUAGGCUUAAUUAUUUUUGCCUUCAGCUAGAGAUACUAUAUCACAUAGUUAAUUAUUAAAGCCAACUAGAGCUGUUUCAUCUACUAAACACUCCAAUUAUCGUUUAAGUCCAAUACCUUCAAAAAAACCAACUCCAAAUCCUAGUCCAUGUACAAAGAGAAAAUCUUUAAAGUGAAAAAGAUUAUUCUUGAUGCAAAAUCAAAG
Paramecium sonneborni is the source of this 1423-nucleotide messenger RNA. NCBI's taxonomy places the organism in Eukaryota, Ciliophora, Oligohymenophorea, Peniculida, Parameciidae. The record is from the annotation of a GenBank genome assembly.